This is a messenger RNA of Medioppia subpectinata, 806 nucleotides long. The record is from the annotation of a GenBank genome assembly. Lineage: Eukaryota; Metazoa; Arthropoda; Arachnida; Sarcoptiformes; Oppiidae.
AUAACAUUAUAAUAAUUUGUAUUGAAUUGAAUAGAAAACUCGGAUAAUGUUGUGUUUGGUGUCCCACUCGAGCACUUGUACAACACAGACCUCCGACGAAACACCAAUUCUAGUCUACCAUUCAUAUUAAAUACCUUAUUUAAUUACAUCCGAAUGAAUGGUCUCCACGAGGAAGGGAUCUUUAGGAUUAAUGGGUCGCAAAACAGAACACUCAAACAAGAGUUGGAAAAACUGUUUCACUUGUAUUACAACAACUCUUCCCGAGAGAGCACUGAAGAGAUAUUUACCGUUUUAAACAAAUACAACAUUUAUGACAUCUGCAGUGUUCUCAAGCAAUUCAUACGAGAACUGCCGGAUCCUCUCCUCACCCAAGACCUCCUCGAAGCCUUCAUAUUAGUGCCAAAAAUAACUGAUUUUCUUCAACAAAUCCAAGUUUUAAAUCUAUUGAUUCUACUCAUCAAUGAUAGCCAUCGAAACACAUUGGAAGCGAUUUUAUACUUAUUCAAUGAUAUCGCAAAUCACGAACAGCUAAAUAAAAUGACUGUUAAUAAUAUCGCCACAAUUAUGGCACCCAAUCUGUUCCCAGAUUUGGCCCUAAAGAAGAGAUCCAAACAAAUGGAGGGAAUGAAAGAAAUGGAGUCUAUUAUGGAGAGAGCGAAAGACAGCUUCUAUAUCACAAAAACUCUCAUUUUUAACCAUUUAGUGCUCUUUCAUGUGCCGCCAUAUCUUAUCGCACAAAUACAACGAAGAAGGAAGUGAUCGUCGAAAACAUCGCUUAUUCUGGAGGAACUACUUUUAGUCACAAU